AUGGAGAGUGAAGAUCGAGAGCGUCCGGGGCAGGUCUCGGAAUCCCCUCAGUCGCCGUCGCCGCUGCCUGUCGUUGUGACACCAAGGCCGCAGUCUCCCGGGGGGCUAUCCGCGACACCUUCGGAGCAGGGCAUUUCGGGAGCAAGCCCCGGGAGCUCCUUUUCCGAAGAAGAUCUCUUCGAGCCGGUCUCUUUGCGCGAUCUUGAUACGGGCGCCCCUCCCGACCCGGGUCCGAAUGCCUCGAGCGAUUCCGUUCGUUCUUCCAACUCCGAGGAAAUGAGUCGCUCGUUGGGCAACGACGCGGCAUUGGAUAUGUUCUCUGUUGCCGUCGCAGAGAUGGAUCGUGCCUCCAGUCCGUCAUCCUCGGAUAGAGCCGUAAAGCCGUCAUCCUCAUCAGUGAGUUUUGAUUCAUACUCUUCUCCCGUGGAUUCGCCACAGAAGCCAAGGGCGAGGCUGGCAAUGCCAAACCUUCCUACAGAGUUGCUUCAUCUGGUUGACUCCGCAAUCAUGGGCUCUGUGGAGAGCUUGGAGAGGUUGAAGGACGCGGUCUUGAAUGGGGGUGAAUUUGAGGGCAUCUCGAGGUCUGUGGUGGAUGCAAUUCUUGCGACGAUGGGUGUUGACAGCCUUGACGAGUCUACCAGCAGCAGAGACGGCACCAGUGCUCCGAGUGUGAUGGCUAGCUCUCGGGCUGCAGUCGUCGGUGCAGAGCUGAUCCCGUCUCUCCCUUGGGAGGGGGAUUCGGAUAGUUGGAUGUCCCCAAGGACGAGGAUGGUCAGGGGAUUGCUUUCGAUUUUGAGUGCUUGCACCCGAAACCGGGCAAUGUGCUCGGCAUCUGGCUUGCUCAGAGUGCUGUUGGGAUGCAUAGAAAGGUUAUCCAAAAGUUCCAUCAACGAAACUUCUUGGGAAACGGCGCCAUUGUGCCAAUGCAUUCAAGUUUUAGCUCAGCAUUCUACGAGUUCUUCUGAUCUCCAUCACUGGCUUGUUGUGUUGAGGAAAAUGCUCGGAACGGAUUGGGCAACUUGGAUGAUGUUGGCACUUGAGAAGGCUAUAUCGGGUGAGGAAGGCCGGGGUCCCAGAUGUACUUUCGAGUUUGACGGUGAAAGUUCUGGCCUGCUUGGUCCAGGAGAUAGCCGGUGGCCAUUCUCCAAUGGUUAUGCAUUCGCCACUUGGAUUUACAUUGAGUCAUUUGCAGAUACUUUGAAUACAGCCACUGCUGCUGCUGCUAUUGCUGCAGCGGCAGCAGCCAAGUCAGGAAAGUCUUCUGCCAUGUCAGCUGCUGCAGCUGCUAGCGCACUCGCUGGAGAAGGGAUUGCUCACAUGCCCAGACUUUUCAGUUUCUUAUCAUCUGAUAAUCAUGGUAUUGAAACUUAUUUCCAUGGUCAGUUCUUGGUCGUUGAAAUCAGUGGUGGAAAGGGAAAGAAAGCUUCUCUCCAUUUCACCUACGCCUUCAAGCCUCAGCGCUGGUACUUCGUUGGCCUGGAACAUACUUGUAAGCAGGCUCUGAUUGGGAAAUCGGAGAGUGAACUGAGGCUAUACGUGGACGGGAACUUAUAUGAGAGUCGCCCCUUUGAGUUUCCACGUAUAUCAAAGCCGCUUGCUUUUUGCUGUAUUGGGACAAACCCUCCUCCUACAAUGGCUGGUUUGCAGCGUCGACGACGUCAGUGCCCACUUUUUGCUGAGAUGGGGACUGUGUAUAUAUUUAAAGAACCUAUUGGGUCAGAAAGGAUGUCACAACUAGCCUCAAGAGGACGAGAUGCUUUGCCUAGUUUUGGUAAUGGGGCAGGUUCAGCUUGGUUGGGGAUAAAUGACCAAAUGAGGAAUCUGGCUGAAGAAAGUUCAUCAUUGGAUUCUGAGAUUGGAGGCAGCGUGCAUCUUUUAUAUCACCCUAUUUUGCUCAAUGGGAAAUUCUGUCCAGAUGCUUCCCCCUCUGGUGCUGCAGGUUGGUCCAAUAUGUUAUCUUCAUUUCCUAUGAUCUGCCAGCGAUGUGAGAUGGAUGAUAUCGCAUUUAAUGUUAUUGGAAAAUCAUCUCAACUGUUUCUCCCUCAACUCAUAUGGCAUUAAAAUCUAUGAGAAAUUUCUCGAGGGAUUCCAAACCAUCUGUCAUAACAAUCUUGUGAAUAAUGCGCAGGCUGAUGUGUCUCAUCCAUCAAACAUGUAGAUUUUAUCUAAAAACUCCAUCCAGACCUCAUGCUGGGGAUGAAAUCACGUGUACAUAUUCUUAGUAUACCAGGACUUCACAAACUUUAUGCACUGACUUGCAAGGGUUAAAAGCAAAGUAAUAAUAAUAAUAAAUAUAUAUGUAGAAUAAGGUUGUUUAGUGAUAGUAACCUUUUCCUCAUCUGGGUUCUAAUCCACAGCUCUAAAUGGACAACUUGUACAGAUAAAUAUCAGAUCUGAGAAUAGGGAUUCUUUAUUAUGUUAAUCAGUGAGAAUUUUGGCACCUAUUUUGAAUUAGAUGUUAAGCCAUUUUUCUUGGCUUCACCUCAACCCUUUUCCAACUAAUAUAUCCCAUUCACUCUCUUCCUUGCCACCUGAAUAUAACUUUGGGAGAAAACUAUUGAUCCUUAAGGUUUCAGGCUAUUAUAAUGGGAUAAGGUUUAGGGGAAAGGUGGAGAGUGUCAAUACACAAAGCGAUAGUAUCGCAUAAUACCUAGGCUUAUCUCCUAGAAAGGAGCAACAAUUGACAGUAUUAUUUUUCUUCUUCCUUUCUGAAUAAGGUGGAGGAAGUGAUUCUAUCCAAAUGAUGAGCCUGCCGAUCAUAGCCAGGAAGAUGUUUUUCUGAAAUUUUCAGCAACAAGAUCUUCCCUUUCAAAGUAUAUAGUAUCUGCUAAAUCCAAGAUACCACCCGAUGCUUGAUUCCCCUGUUCAUUAAUAUUCGGUGGGUUGGUUUUACUGUGAACUUCUUCAAACUUGGAGAUUUUUCACUCAAAGUAAAUAUGUUUUGCAGGAAAUAGCUUUUUAACAUUCAGAAAUCUUCAAUGGAACCGUAGUCUUUGUUUUAUUGCUUAUUAGAUUCUAGUGCAUCCUGAAUAUCUUAGGAUUUUACCACAAACUAUCGAUUAUCAUUGGUUUCUUAAUAAUCUAGCUGAUUUUUGAGGGCUUUGAGUUUAUAAUUCUGUAUGUCGAUUAUGCCCUGGUGGUGGGAUAUGCCUGCUCUAUGAACAGAAAUACGGAUCAUGAGAUAUUGGGUUGAGGGGUAAAUUGGAGCUCUCAACAAGACUGUGACUGUAAAUGAUGCUUAUUGAAUGAACUGGAUAUGUCAUAAUGGACUGGGUUAUCUCACGCCAUUAUUUCUAUCCUCUGUACCACUGUGAUUCCGCCGUAUCUUUUAUAAUAAGUUUUCCUGAUGAAAUAAACUCUUUCUCAAUUUAAAAGAGAUUCUGAAUCUCAAGCACUUAAAUUUGUUUCAAGCUUCUGGAAAGGAAUGUCUUCGUUUGUGUUACAGAGAUGUAAAGAUAAAAUUAUAAGAGAAGAUCACAGUAGCAAUUUCACUAUUUGCAUUUAGACAUUCACAAUUUAGAUUUUUGAUAAUUCCCUGCUUCUGAAAAAUUUCGUUGGAGUGGGAGCUAGCCACUGAAACAAUGCUUGUACUAAGAUUGUCCCAAGUACAUUACCUUUAGUGGUUCCUGAUCAUUGGUCUUUGAUCAUCUGUAACUGUUUUUUCUUGUUUUAGUUGAAUGCAUUGGGGCUAGGAAAUUUUCUUUAAUUUGACUCUAGGCCAAAGAUAGUGUAUAGGUUUUGGUAUACUUGUGUUACAUCAAAUUUUAUUAUUAUUUGCUUCUGUAUGUCCUUUCCCCCGUUGAUCAUAGUCCUCAUGAAGUAGCAUCAGAAAGGAGUUUUGGGGGUCUUCUUCAUUAACGCAAAAUUCCACGAGAGCUAGUCCAAAUUAGGUUUGACAUAUCAGAUAUUAGGCUGAUCUAAUCAUCUGAGUUUUAUGCUUAGCCUAAAUUUCAAGGAAUGUGACCAUGAAGAUGGUUUGAAGACUACAAUUAUUAUCCCAUGGGACUCAGCAAUUAUAAGAAAGAAGCAAUAAUGUGACCGUCGAAAAGUGUGGGUGGAUUGGGCUCACUCAACAAAAGGAAAAAAAUAGAAUCAAUCCAGAAAACAUCAACGCUUUGGAUAUAAGAAUUGUGUGACAUCUGACUGCUCAAUGAGAUUCCUGAGGCCCAGCUUGUGGCUUGCAUCCUUGUCGUUUGUUGCAGCUGGUUGUGCAAAGCACGUUAAUAUUCUUGAUAGCAAAGAUUCAGUGGAGGUAUUUAAAGAUGAUUAUACAGAGGGAUAAUUGAGACUGAUUGAAAUGAGAGUCCGCUAGUUGAAAAAGUCGUCGUUCUUCUGGACCUUAUAGACAUAUGGGAGCAUUUUCUUUUAAGGGGAGUGUCAUUUUCGCAAGUGUCAUUGUCCAGAACGAAUAAGAAACUUUCGUAGGCCAGUGUCAGCUCCUGUUUAAUGUAAGAUUAUCAUUUUGUAGCACUGACAUAAAAAACACAUCCUGUUAGAGGCAUUCGUUCCUCUGGGCUCCUCACAAAUACGUUAAAUUGAUGGGACAAGCCUUCAAGACAGUAUUGUAAGCACGCCAAUAACUUUGCACUUUGAAUGAAGAAAAUAUAAUGAAGCCUGAAAGUCCUAUGAUUCGUACUUUGUUUUCUGUAGAAUGGUUAUUUUGACUACAGGGAAGUUUAGUUUUUUUAUCAUUUUUAUGAUAUCUCUUGAAUAUGAAUUUCUUUUGUGAUGAAUUUUUCUCCUCUGCUUUUUGAUACUGUAUGCGGAUUAACUAUCAAGUGUCUUUUUUUUAUUAUUGUUGUCAUUUUAUUUACUAUCAAGUACCUCUUUUUAAGGUACACAACGUAGACCUGCUGAGGUCCUUGGGCAGGUUCAUGUUGCCAUUCGGGUACGUCCUGCAGACUCACUUUGGGCUUUGUUCAAUGGUGGUCCAAUGGCUUUGCUUCCACUUGUAGUUAGCAACGUGCAAAGGGAUACCUUGGAACCAGUUCCCAGCAAUUCUCCAUUGUCUCUUGCCAUUUUUUCACUUGCUGCACCCAUAUUCAGGAUUAUUUCUUUGGCUGUAGAACAUGCUGGGAAUAAUGAAGAGUUUUUCCACUAUCGUGGCCCUGAAGUCUUGUCAAGAGUUCUGCAUUAUCUUCUGCAGUGUUUGUCUUUAUCAGACCAAGGAAGACAAGGUGGAUUGAAUGACGAGGAACUUGUUUCUGCUGUUGUAUCUCUUUGUCAAUCUCUGAAAAACCAUUCGCUAAAAGUUCAACUUUUUAGUUCUUUGUUGUUGGACUUGAAAAUGUGGAGUACAUGUAACUAUGGGUUGCAGAAGAAGCUUCUAUCCUCACUUGCAGACUUGGUAUUUACAGAGUCAUCAGUUAUGCGCGACGCAAAUGCUGUGCAGAUGCUUCUUGAUGGUUGCAGGAGAUGCUAUUGGCUUGUCCGUGAAAAGGACUCUGCAGAUACAUUCUCACUACGCAAUACACCGAGGCCAAUGCAUGAAGUGAAUGCUUUGGUUGAUGAACUCUUGGUUAUUAUUGAACUUCUAAUCGGUGCAGCUUCUCCUUCAUUGGCAGCUGAUGACGUUUCAUGCCUGAUAGGUUUCCUUGUAGACUGUCAACAACCCAAUCAGGUAGAAUAUGAAAAAAAUAUCGGUUCAUUCUGCUCAGAAUUUGUUUAUCAUUCUAAUUUGAUCGUAGAAAUGUUAAUAUAAAUUUGUCGACACAUUCAGUUUUUCUGUAUAUGUUAUGGUAAGUAUUCCCUAGAGCAUCAUAGCUUUUUAUAACCUACGGAAUAUUCCUCUUCUCUCUUUCUCUCGAUUUUUUUUUCUCCAGUUUUGAGCAAUGUUCCAUGUUUUUCACUUUUCAUAACUGUUGAUGAAAGCUUUCAAGUGAGAGCGUGAUGAACUUGGCUAAGGCAUCUAUAUUAUGUGUUCGUUAACUGAAUUGACUGUAUUGAGGGUAGGAUAGUCAAAUGAAUGGCCUAGAGUGAAUUCAACAUCCUGUACAUCGUGAUAAAGCUGAGAAAUAUCUGUAAAUCCUGUAUGUUUGUCUAGGAGUCUGACGUAAUGAAUGCUAUUAUGUGUUUCUUUUCUGUUCGAUUUUAACUUUUAUCUAAUCGAUAUGCUAAAUGAGUGGUAUCUUGUCUAGUUGUUAGUCAAAGGUUUCUGGGGAAAUGGAAAGACUUCAUCUCUUUAGAGGUUCUUUGGUAGCUUGAAUCUGCAAGCAGAUUUUGGCAGAUUGUACAUCAGCAAGAAUUUCGUUGUUCACAUUCUGGAAGAUGUGAUCACGACGUUGUGGGUCCUAUUGUGACCUUAGAAUACAAUACCCAAAACUGAAGACGAGUUCUCAAAUAGGAGGAGAGAUGCCUCAUUUUGGAAAGCUUUAGUUUGACAUUCAAGCUAUGGGGGAGGGGGGUGAAGGAGAGUAGGGUAGUAGAGGAAGGUAAUACCUCAUAGAAUAUUGGCAUUUUGAAAGAUUCAUUUUUUUUUUCCACCAUGCAUUUACUUUUAGAAAAUAAUUGAUGUGAUUUGUUUUAACGCAUAUUUGAAUUUUAUUUUUCAUGUUCCAGUAUAUUGUCUAAGGUUAGCUAUAUUUCGUUCCAUUUCUGUUUGAUAUCCAUUCAAAUUUAAUAAGCGAUGUUAACUAGGCCAAGAGCACCUCCUUUAGUUUCUACAGCCGGUAGACCAAAAUGACUUUUCUGUUAGAGUUUGAUUUUUUUUGUUUCUUCUAUAGAAAUUACUUUAUUCAAUGUUGUUUUUUUUCCUGAAAUCACGUGUUCCUGGCCAUAUCACCUUUGUUCUCUGAACGAUUUAAACACGAAAUGCUUGAAUAUAGGAAUUUUAUAGAAAAGAUGCGGAUACUCUCCUGGGAAUCUCGAUGAAACAGAUACUGCAAUAUAUUUUAUGGACCUGAUUUAGAUCUGAGAGGUUUCUAAUCCACAAGGUUUUAGAUGUGUGGCAUUUUUCUAUGCAUAAUCUGAAGAAAUGAGGCUUAAGGAUUUGUUGAUGGAGGGAAGAGGGAUAAGUAUAAGUUUGUUACAUGUUAGUUCAAGCUGACUAGCAAUAUAAAUUUAGACUAUGAUGCAGGGGGGAUCAUAAUCAGUUCACCGUAUGCAUAGAAGAAGCUUCAGUGGAAGGACAGAUACUCUACAAUUUCGCAUGGAUGAUUUUCUCUGUGAGUGAAAGGGAGGAAAAGACGUGCCCAUGGAAUCAUCAAUAUUAAGUAGUCCAUAAGUUCUAGUUAUUUUAAUGGAGUUUGCUAGAUGUGGCAACAUCUUUGAAUGAAUUUUUUUAACAUAUUCUGUUUCUUACUGUUCACUGUUUAUCGUUCUUUCCAUGUUGGCAAGUAGUCCAUAAGAGUGUUUAGGCUCAAAAUUUCUCCUCAUUCCUUUGUGAGCCUAUUUACGAAUGUUUUGUUUUGCUGCUUCAGUUUGAAUAUCAACACAAUUAUUUUUCAUUUCUUUGACUGAAAAUUCAUUUCCAGCAACAUUGAUUUAUUAAUUUUUAAGUUCUUCAUGGGUUUGUAUUGUACAUUCCAUUAAGCUUUGUUAUUUUAGUAGCAUAAAAAUUACUUGUUGCAAUAGAUUUCGUUUGUAUUUUCCUAAGAACAUGAACGGCUAACUUUUUCCUUAAUUCUCAAUCAUUUUUUUUGCUUUUAUAAUAAAUGUUAUUAAAGUUAGUUUUCUUGAAGUUGGAAGCAUUUUGCUAAUCAUCAUCACUCUCCAGGUUGCUAGGAUAUUGCACCUAAUUUACAGACUCGUUGUACAGCCAAAUGCAUCCAGGGCUCAUGCAUUUGCGGAUACAUUCAUCUCUUCAGAAGGGAUAGAAACACUUCUCGUCCUUCUACAACAAGAAGCCAAAUCCGAUAAGCAAAAUACUUUUGAUAACCUGAAUGUGAACAACUGUGAAAAAUCUUCUGUGGAUUUUGGACUUGAAAUUGGAAGCCCCACUUGUCAUUAUCAUGAACAUACAGAAUCACUUGAGGAACCGGGAGCUAUUUCUCAGGGUGGCUUUCUGCUAGAAUCCUUAAAUGGUCGUGGUACUAAGCCUUCUGCUGAUAAUCAAGUGUUAAAGAGCUUAGGUGGUGUGAAUUUCUCAAUAAGUGCUCAGAGUACCAGAAAUUCUUUAUACAGUGUUGAUAACGGUGAUGGUAUUGUUGUUGGGGUGAUCAGUUUGUUGGGUGCUCUCGUGACAUCUGGUCGUUUGAAAUUUGGUUCAUCUAUUCCAAAAGCUUCGAGCAACAACUCAAAUAUUGUGCUGACAGAAGAUGGAAGUACCAUGUUCAGUGACAAAAUCUCUUUAUUGCUUUUUGCCCUACAAAAAGCCUUUCAAGCAGCACCACAAAGGCUGAUGACGACAAAUGUCUACACGUCUUUAUUGAGUGCAACGGUAUUACUGUUAUUUCUUGAAACAGUUUUGGAGUUGUUUGUCAGAAAUGUCUCCUUUCUCAUGUGAUUUAUCUGUUAGGAACUGGUCCAAUAGUUCAUACCGGCAGUUCCACAGAAUAUAACCAUCAGCAUGAGGUGUGCAGGAUGCACUAUUAUCCAUGUUGCCUAAUCUAGGGGACGGUCAUUCUCAAUUUGCAGCUGGUCUGUACUUCGCAGCAUUAUAUCAUCAACUUGAAUAAUUAUGAAAAUAGUGAUUUAAAUCUCCUGGAGAAAGAUUACUUCUUGGGGAAGUUUCGUGUAGCAUAUAGCUGGGGCGUUUUCAGAAUUUUCUUAUGGUUUUAGUAGAUAGGCGUCACAAAUAGUUCUAGGCAACUAGAAGUUUCUCGUUUUGAUUUCUUGAUUUCACAGCUACAGAAUUUUCAAUUUAGUAUAUUAUGGGAAUCCAAUUGGACAAGAGAAGUUGAUUGCUCAUCAAUAUUUCAUAUUUAUAUUUCUUUACGCUUUCAUUCUCUUUUGGUCGGUUUUUGGUAGCUUUCAUGACAUCACGCGACACUGCACUCUAGGAGGGCAGUGCAUUUGAAGUACAUAGGGAAGGAAGCCAAAAACAUGCAGCCUUUGGUCACUUUGGGCACAGAUAUUGCCAUUUUUAUCACCUUGAGCAUCUUAUGAAAUUAUUAGUUUGCCAACAAUGUUCUGGGCGGACCAAUUGCAAGGGAAGGAAUCGAAGGAGGUGGGCAUUUUGGAAGUCCUUAGAAGAUUCUUAGGAGAGCUUCUUAUAGAGGACUGGUUUUGGCCUACCAGUAAUGAGCAUUCUUAGCUAAUGCUUGAUAUUACGAGAUGGAAAACUUCAAAGGAUGUAGUGCCCUAAUACCUGACUUAAAUCUCAGAAAUGAAUAGUUCGGUGAGAAAGGGUGAGAUAGUCUUUUCUUUUUGACUUGCUUCAUCAGAACGAUGUAAAGGCAGUUUUUGGGUCACUGGGGCCUUUCUAAUUGAAAAUUUCUUCUUCAUUAAUGUAUUAUAUCAUGUUCCUCUUCCUCAUGAUCAAUUUCUGUACAUGUAGAGGAUCGUUUGGAUUGUCGACCUCAAUGAAAUUUGGGCUGACUGGUGUUUUAUUCAUCAUGUGAACUUUUUGUACCCUGAUAGUGGCCUGAAACUUAUGCUUGCCAACUAAGAGCUGCCAUAUCCAUUACCCUUCAAAGUUCUCAUUAAUUUUUGUUAUAGACUAUUAUAAAUGUGUACUAGGUCCGCUACCAUGGAUACACUUACGAAAACAUCGGUCAAAAAAACCAUUUUUAUUCAUUUAACAUAGCCAAUAUCUAAUGUUGUAUCCAUGCUCUUGGAUAUGUAAAUUUCUCCCUUAUUAACUUGGUGAAGAUACGUUGCAAAGAAAUCAAGAAUCUUCGGAAAAUCGUCUCCAAGGUGUCUGGCAUUUCAUCAUAAGGAGUUUUGCUGUAUUGUUCUUUAAUCCCCUUCUAAAAUACAAUGAGACUGGCUGGGCUGCCUUUUUUUUAUGAUACAUAUAUGAUACUAGCUGAAUUUGGAUCAUAUCCAAGAUCGAGUUGGUCCGUUUUAGAUCUGGAUUAGUCAAAUUAGUAGUUUUGGUUCGGACUAAAGAUGAAAAUGAGCAUCUUUAAGCCGUUUUUCUGUAUAUCUUCAAGUACAAAUAAUUAUUUGGAAAUAAGUGUUUGUGCGGUAAGUUGAAUAGGGUGAUUCUUACAGCACUCCAUUUGCUGUUUAUCGCUCUGCACCCAUCUCUGGGGGGGGGGCUCAAUAAAAUACCCUAUGAGAUCGUGCCAAUGAGUGGUGGCAAAGCAAGUCUUUCGUCUUUUCUUCUUUUUCUGUUGCUGCUAGUGACCUUUCUCCUCUCUUCUUCUCUGAAUGUAUAUAACUUCUCUUUCCUUAUUCAUCUUUUUCUUUUCUUUUCUUUUCUUCUUUUGGCUCUUCUUUAAGGACUCGACUUGGCAGGAAUUAGUUGAUUAAUUUUUUAGGGACUUAGCCUAGUAAGAUGAGCUGAUUAAUAUCUUUCUUUUUUAUUUUUGAAAUUUCAUGUAGUGAUGGGGCUUUUCCCUGUGAAGUAGGAUGACACUUUCCCAUCGAUUUGUAGUUCAGGGUAUUAGCUGCAUAGAUUCUGAUGAUGCUCCGCGUCCAUUGUAGAUACUGUUUCGUGACACUCGAUCAGGAAAUAUACUUAACCGAAGGUAUCCAUUUUUAUCGGUUUCUAGAUGUCUUCUCAUUGAUUAAUUUUGUUCAUGUAAUUCUGUUACCAUUUCAUCUGAUUUAUUGCGAUUAUCAUUUUCAUUUUAUUCUACUCAGAGUUUUCACCGAACGAAAAUAUUGAAUUUAUGAUUUCCUUCACAUGUUAAACGUAAUGAUCACAUAUGCUUUUUUCUUCGUUCUGCGCUUGAAUUUGAAUAUAUGCUGAUUUUAACGGCUUCAAUCAAUAGUCGUCUUACUGGUUUUUGCAGCAUACUUAAUUUCGUCUUUAUAAAUUGUAUCUAUGAUUAUCUGUGAUUUCUAAUUCUCAUACAUGAUGAUUGCAGAUUAAUGUUUCCUCAGCAGAUGAUGGCCUGAACCUUUAUGACUCUGGUCAUCGUUUUGAGCAUUUAGAACUCUUACUGGUUCUCCUCCAUUCACUUCCGUACGCAUCAAGAGGAUUUCAAGUUCGCGCUAUUCAGGUGUGCUCAUCAAGAUCUUCGUUUAAUAAGAUUUCGCUUAACCUUUAGCUCUUGGUGGAAAACAUCUCUGUCUUUGAGUUUUCUCAGUAUCUACCAUGUUGAACGUUGGUUCCUGAUCUUAUUUUUACUCUCUACUCAACCAUGAUAUCAUAACUUGGAAGCUAUCAGUAACGUCGUUUUGGAAUUAAAUGAUUGGUUUUAUGGGAGUCUUGAGGAAGUAUUGCACUGACGUUUCAGUUUGAGCUGUUUAAUGACCCUGCACCCUAGUAAUUGAUAUAACUUCCUGUAGUUUCAUUUUUAUGGUCACUGAUAAGUCAAAUUAUAUCGACUUCUGCAUCUGUAUGGGUUACCAUUGUUAUCCACAAUUAGUUCAAGGCUCAUGUCUUUCUUUACUGGAAAGAUUCGGGUGUAUAAUUGUUUGAUGUUGACCACAUUUUUUUCGUGUGAUCUAUGCUAAUUUAUAUGCAUAUCUUUGUAUCUGAUAACACCACUAUAACUAAUUAUUGAAGAAGCACAUAAAUUAUAUGGACUGCAUGGAUGUUGCUGAAAGGAGCCUUUCAUGGGAGACAACAUUUUUGAGAGGGGGACUGUUACUAGGGUUAUCAUAGUCCUAACAAUCAGUCAUUUUUCCCGCCCUCGAUGAACUUUAUGCAAGAUCCCAUUUGUUUUCAUUUGUGGUGUAUGAAUUUUUAUUCGCAUGCUAUUUAUUCCUGUAUCGAUUGAAUGGAUUUACAUAAAUAGCUAGUUUCUUUUUGAUAAUUUUCUUGUACGCAUGAUCUAAAGUUUUAAGAAACAAAUUGAGAUACUUGCUGGAAUGAAUAUCUCAUCAUAUCGUGCUCACGUAUUAGAGAGGGUAAUGAUUUUCUGUAAUGUAAAGAUAAACGAGUGGCCUAAUUUUAAUAGUGCUGAUUUCUUAGGAUUGCCUGCGCUCUCCUUAUGCAGGCUUCGUCUUGGUCAUAUAUAGGGAGAUUUCCUUUCUUUUGUGAAAUCUUCUCUAUAGACGAUCAUGUGGUACUAUUCACUUGAAAAAAAGUAAUCCUUUUAAACUCCUGAUAUUCUUUUGCACGGGUUUGUUCUUGGUUCUGAAACGAAUCCUUAGAUAACAUGAUAAAAAAAAUUCCAGAAACUAAGUGGUGUACGAUUCCGGAAAUAUGUUAUCGACUGAUUUGUAGGUUCCUGACAAGACAAUUAAUACAAUGGAAAGUCUACUGCAAGGUAUGGGUGACACAGCCUGUGGUGUGGUACACGUGGAAUCAACGCUUGUAGGUGAUGUGAAGGUGGGGUGAAAUCCAUUCUUUUACUGUGUUAGACAAAUGCUGUGGUUUGUGGUUGAUGUAAGCUAUAUCGUGUAGUGCGGUUAGGGCUCAACAACUGAUGUUAUUGCGUCAGGGUUUGGGUUGGUGUAGUCUGUGGGAGCAUGGUUUCUUUUAUUGAAUGACAGUGUGACAUGCCAAAGAUGUGUCUCACAAAAAGAUUCUAUUGAAAGUGGCAGGCUGUCGCAUGAAAUGUUGUGGCGCGCAGCGAAUAUGAGCAGAUUGAAAUCGAGAGAUAGAUUGAGGUUGACUGAAAUCUGAUGGGGAGGUAUGGGUGGGUGGAAGGCUGCAUUAUAGCCACAGUGGUUCGUGGGCCCAUCAGAAUCUGGCCAUUCUCAAAUGAUAAUAUUUGUUUGGGAAUCGCUUGUAGUAUACCUGUUAGCUUGCUCUUUUUCUUAAGUCUGAUUUUUUUCAUCAUUCUACCAUUUUUUUUCUGUUCACUUGCGUUUUUUUCUCCAUUAUUUGUUCAUCACUCUUAAGUCCGGAAUGUCAUAUAAUUAAUAUUCUUGUGUGAUGUUUUAGCUUAAAAUGCAAAAGGUGUCAUCUAGGAGACGGACAGUUAUUAGAAUGGGAAGAGAUGCUGUUAGACUGUUACGGAAUUAUUGUGCACCAUAAUAACAAUACAGUUGGUAAAGAUCAUGUUCUGUAGUGCACAUUUAAAAUUCUCCCGACGUUGUAUUUAUUUACUGAAGUCCUGUUUACAUUCUUAUCGAGAAGUUAAAUUUGCUCAAAAGAUGUUAAUUCUUUUUCAACAUUUUAAAAUACUACCUGUUUUUUAAUAUAUUCUAUCGAUCGGAAGUGUUUUUUCAAAUUUUUGGAUGGGUUUAAUGGCUGAUCCAUCUUAUGGUGAUCCAGUUUGCCCUUCUUCCUCAUUCUUCGUAUUGUAUUGCCUCAACUUUAUCCUUUCUUUAAGGCUUCACUGGUUUUGGCAUCUCAAAAAUAUGCCACAGUCCUGCCAUCGAUUGUAAAUGAGUUGACGUAGUUGGUCUCUUCUCUUUUUUGGAAGUCUGGCCCAAGAAGGCGCACUUCCUGCCAUCUAUUGUCCAUCUCGUAUAAUCGAUUUUCGACGGAAUAUGUAUCAGAAUUCUGGAAGUCAAAACUCUGGAUUCUGAAGUGAUCCCAAUGGAAGUCGAAGUCCUGGGUGAUACAAAGUUCCUACUAGUGAUGGUGCUUGAUAAAUCUGCUUCUCUGCAGUAUAAUUUCAACCUACAAACGGCCUAUAAGGUUUAUUUAUCCCAGUUUGAAAUGGGCUGAUUCUUUUAGGAGGAUUUCUUGAUUCAUUGGAGUUUUAUCUUGUGCACAACUGGUGGAAAACGUUUGAUGUGAGAAUGGGUUCCCACUUUUCACUUGUCUUACUUCGUGCUCUUUUAUUUAGUUUUGUUAUUAUUGGAACUCCAUCUCUUUGUUAAUGUAUUCUUCAUUUUUCAAAAGUUCUGAAAUGACAGUCAUUCUAUCUGAUUUCAGGAUCUUCUAUUUUUGGCUUGCACUCACCCUGAAAAUAGAAGCAUUCUCACCUGCAUGGAAGAAUGGCCAGAGUGGAUAUUAGAAGUUCUUAUUUCCAAUCAUGAGGUAAAACUAAUUUACAUUUCAUUUUUACAUUUUGUUUUCCCAGCUGCUUGUCUGUUUUUGGCUAUUUCUCAGAUGAUAUCUUAAUUUAGUUUUUAUGUUCUGGACUUUCGUGUAGCUCGGUGCUACAAAAGAUUCAUCUGGUGCAACAAUUGGAGAUGUAGAAGAUCUCAUACAUAAUUUCUUAAUUAUUAUGCUCGAGCAUUCUAUGCGACAGAAGGACGGUUGGAAAGUUAGUUUGCUCUUUCUUAACUCCUCACUUUUGGUGGUUUUCUAUUGUUUUGGUUUGGUAUUAGCUGUUUGGUGAUCCAAAUAUGGUUCAGUGUACUUUCCAGUGCUUUAUCUUAGUUGGUUUUUAGUAGACUUCAUUUUCCGUCUGUUUUGACAGUCGUUGAUCUGCACCCACUUUAGGAGGGUCAGGGUGAUGUCUGGGAUAUAUAUCAUAGACACGUGCGAUGUUAUGGAGAAGAUUUCUACCGAAAGCUUAGUGUUUAUUGAGGGUCAAUAGACAGCUUUGGAACUGACCUUACCCAACAUAAUUCGAUUUCUGGUCCAUGUGCUUUGUCAAUUGAGCUCCUUCGUAACACGUACGUCUCUAAUAUAAAAGGAUCAUGAUAAGAAAUGGAUGGCUAUCCAAUAUGAAAGUGGAUGGUUAUUUUAUGGUGAAUGGUCAUCCAAUAUGAAACUGUUGAAUUUUCUUUUUAAUCCUUCCGUGUCAAAUAGCUGAGAUUUGAUUAUGACAGCUCUGUAUAGAUGAAAAUUGUAAAAGUGAAAUACCAUAAGGAACAUCACCGUAUUUUUCGACUGGUGAUUGUAGGGAAACUAUUAAGUUGAGGUACUAUGGAUUAAUUUUUUAUUUUAUACUAGUAAACGUGAAAAGGAUGCUUAUACUUUCUGCAUGCAAAUUCUUUACAAUUUAUAAUUUGCAUGUCCUUCAUUAUUCUGUAGGAUGUAGAAGCAACCAUUCACUGUGCAGAAUGGUUGUCAAUGGUCGGCGGAUCUAGCACAGGUGACUUGCGAAUCAGGUACCUAAAUGACAUAAAACAUUCAUGGAAGAGUACCUUAUCGGUAUUGUUCUGUAUUUUUCUCUUUUUGUUUGGCAACCAAGCCAUCCCAUUAUGUCUGUUGCAAUUUUUUCUGAUAUUUUCAUUAUUUUCAGUAGCUCAACUCAUGAUCCUUUUGUGCUUAGCACGCAUAAUUUUUGCUAAGGAAAAAGUGCAGCAGCGAAUGGUGCAGGGUUGGUCAUAUGUAUCUAGUCGUUUUAUGUAUUUUUUGGUUCGGUUUGGUAUUCUGUUUCGUUAGUCUCUUCUGAAAAACAUGACAACAAUUAGAUUGAAAAAGUAAGAUUCUCUUUUAGUCAGUCUCUCAAAAUCUAAUUACCAGUCUUUGACAUGUUUCGAAACUAAUUGAUGUCCUUUUGCUUUUUAACUCACCGUUUGACGGCUUACUUAUCAGACAAAUCAGUUUGCAUAAAGAGCUGUCAUCUAGACCACUAUUAUAUAAUUUGCUGAAGUGAAGGUUAAUCGCUCUCCUGCCAUGACAAGGGAAAUAUACCUUCAUAUCAGUUCAUUUCUUGAGGUUCUCUUGUGCUAGAUUUCUUCUCGGUUAUAUUCAUUAACUCUGCCUCAGAUCCCGUCAUGUCGAGGGGCAUUAAUAUCUGGAUAUUUAUUAAGGAAUUAUGCUCUGUUUCUUCUUGGUUUUCUUUGGUGAUUAUCCUUAAGGCUUUUAUUCACUCUGCCAAUGGAAGUGAAUUUGUAAAACUAGGUAAGGAGAAAAGCAUUGAUCAACUUAGGAGUAUGUUUAUAAAUCAUUGAUGUUCUACAACAAGAAAGAAAUGUCAUUUUCCAUGUAAAAAGUUCACAAUGUUGCUAAAGGUUACCGUGUUAGUAGCCCCAUAUUGGCUAUUAGAAAAGAAAGGUUGCAAAAAUUAACCCACUCCUUUUAUUAUCAAUCAGUUUUGAGUAAGAUGGCUCAAUAACUCUAAGAUGACAUCAGAGCUGAUGAUUGCCUUUGAGAUAAAGGCACCUCAUUUAUAUUGUCACAUGGUAUACGCCAAAAGUCGGAUUACAAAUAAAGGGGCGUACUAGAAUAUCUCUGUAAAAAUUCUAAAAGAAGAUCCGUGAUUCUGAAGGUGGACGAUCUCCAUUGUUUGCUAUAUAGUUUUUUUGGAUGUCUCAAUAGCUCCAAUAGGUAUAUUAUGUCAGUCUGAAAAAAGACCGUGCCAAGCCCAUGUAAUAGCAAUGCUUGAACUGUCUCUGCAUGCAAAACAACAUCAAUCGGAGACAACUCUCUCUCAAAGACUUCCUUCCCAAAAGAUUGAUUUCGUCGCUAAUUUUUAGAUCAAAAUAACGAAAUCAUCGGUUGAAAAAGGUGGAUCAUCGCUUGGAUUUUCAAGUUGGUUUUACUAGUAAUUUAGAUUGGUAUAUACUUUGAUAAGAAUGUUUUGUUAAUUUUUUCUGGAUCAACCAGGGUAAUGCUCUAAUAAUAUCAGUUCUUCGCAAUGAUCCAAAAGAGAUUAAAACUGAAAGUUGUUUUAUGAUCUAAAUCAGGGUUAGCUGUUUUGGACUUUGGAUUACUCUUAGGUAACUAGAUAGCUGAAUUGAUUCAACCCAUAUCAUGUGACGAUGCUAGUCGCACAAGUCAAAUCAUAUGACUCCUAAUUUUUAAUCAAUUUUACAUUUUUAUUAAAUUUCACCGAAUAUAGAGUGCCUGCAAUAAUUUAUCGGGUUGGUUUGGUUUCGAUGAGACCAGGACCCUCACCAGUUCUACAUCAGGGAGGGGUUUUUUAUAUCAAAAUUCAAUUGAUGAGAAAGGGCAUAAAGGAAACCAAAAUGAAAACGCUGUCAUCUUCUGGAACAAGAUAUAUCCAUUCAUUCAGUCUUUGUAUGAUGUCCCCUGACACUUAAUAUUACUGGAGCAAGAUUUGUGUUGGUAGAGCGUUUAAGAAACCUUGUUAGAGGGUGCGGAUGAUUUUCUUAAUUUGUACAUUUUGUGGCAACAUAGUGGGUUUUGUACAUUUUUGAUGGUACAUUACUUUGCUUCAUUUUUACCUCAUUUUCGAAUUUGUUCUCCAGUUUUUUACUUACUCAAUUCUAUAUUUUCAAGACGUGAAGAAUCAUUUCCUAUUUUCAAGAGAAGGCUCCUUGUUAGCUUGCUUGACUUUGCUUCCAGGGAACUACAGGUUCAGGUAAUUGUUUUACCACUUUUUUUUUUAAAUUAAAGAUUUCAGUUUUAAGUUUUAUCGAAUUAUCCAAUUCAUGUUAUCCAAAGUGUCAUUUUGUCGCCUCUGCAUACUUUCUUUCAUUCGUUGGUAACACCAUCACCUUUUUCUAUCUAGAGGACUCAAAACGACUCUUAUGUGAUUACAUGUACUUGUUGAACUCUAAUAUUGGUACGAUGAUCAGCUGCAAAAGAAAUGGGACAAUAAUAUCUAGGGUGUGAUCCACAUUUUGUUUGCCAGAGAUGUUCUUCCCAUUUUUACUGCCAAUGUAAUUACCUGAGUUUGUUGAUCUAUUGGAUUCAAUUAUGCCGUACCCUUCAUUAUGGAUGCAAUUCAUGAGCUCCAGUGAAAUUUGUUCAGCUUGGGAAUAAUGUAGAUGUAAAUUUUUUGAUCUGCUAGUUAGUGUCCAAGUUGUCUAUAUACAGUCGUGGGAAGCUGAUAUGUUUAUUUUGAAUGCGCUAUUCAUCACUUGGGAGCGUGGAAAACGGUCAUAUGGAUAUGAAAUGAUAAAUGUAUCAAGUUAUUUUGGUGACUUAUUAUUAUCAUGUUGGCAGUGGAAAUGAAAAUACCGAAUCAUCAAGAUAUCUAAGUCUAAUUUGAAGCAAUCUUAUGUGGUUUGAAGACUGGUCUAGAUUAUGGUAUUAAUGGGAUGGCUGGCACUAACCUAAAUCUGGUUACUCCUGCCAAUCGCCAAAGAGUAUCACUUUAUUCUAUCUAUCCAACAUUGUCAACUGAUUGUGGUUGGAGAGCCUUUUUGAGAUAAAACACAUGUGAACCUCGCUCGGAUUUUAUUUCUUAACGUUGUAGUCCCCCAUUUUGUAAACUGCAUUGCAUGUACAUGGCUUCAGCUGUUUCCUCCAGUUUUGAGCCUACAGGAUGUGUGGGGAAACUGCCCCACUUAAGCAUUCAACCUACUUUGGUGAAACAGUUGUGCUUUACCUGUCUGGAUUUCUCCUCUGAUGGAUGUGAAUAAUCUUGCUAAAGUUUUCUUUCACUCUUUCACCGCGUGCUGAUGAAUUCUUCUGCUCACCCGAUUUGAUGUUUCUUAGAUUUAUGACGAAACAAUUUUUUUUUACUUUCAAGUUCCUGGAAAAUUACAUUAUUAUGCAAAUCACUACAUCCAUAUUUUUCUAUGCUGCAGACUCAAGUUAUUGCUGCUGCAGCAGCUGGUGUUGCAGCAGAGGGUUUGUCACCGCAGGAGGCUAAAGCAGAAGCAGAAAGUGCUGCUCAUCUUUCUGUGGCUUUGGCUGAAAAUGCUAUUGUAAUUUUAAUGCUUGUAGAAGAUCAUCUACGGUUGCAAGGUCAACUUUUUGCUGCUUCUAAUUCGUUGGAUGGCUCUUCGUCUCCCACUUCGUCAGCUGUUGGCCACUCAGAUUUGCUUGAUAAAGCUAUUGGUGAAACUUCAGAUAUUUUAAUCUCUAAAAAAUCUCAGUUGUCCAGUGACGCCGGAGGGCUUCCAUUGGAUGUAUGUAUAUUGCAAUUUUUUUGCGUUUUCAACCUUGCCACUUCUUCUAACAUUUCCUCAGUUAUUUACUUAAAGUUUUAUUUCUUGUGUUUGCAGCUUUCAAUAUUUUUUGAAAUCUUACUCAUUUAUUAUUAUUUUCCCAUCAGAUCCUCGCUUCAAUGGCUGACGCCAAUGGCCAAAUCUCUGCAGCAAUAAUGGAGCGGCUUACUGCUGCAGCUGCAGCGGAGCCUUAUGAAUCUGUUCGGUGUGCCUUUGUAUCAUAUGGGAGUUGUGGAUUAGAUUUAGCUGAGGGGUGGACAUAUAGAAGCCGAUUGUGGUAUGGUGUUGGUCUUCCCUCCAAAACCUCUUUAUUUGGUGGUGGUGGAAGUGGCUGGGAGUCCUGGAACUCUGUUUUGGAAAAAGAUUCUGAUGGAAACUGGAUUGAAUUUCCACUGAUAAAGAAAUCAGUUGCCAUGCUUCAAUCAUUAUUGUUAGAUGAAAGUGGCAUUGGUGGUGGCCUUGGUAUAGGAGGGGGUUCUGGCACUGGAAUGGGUGGGAUGUCACAGCUAUACCAGUUGUUAGACAGCGAUCAACCAUUUUUAUGCAUGCUUCGUAUGGUACUUGCAUCAAUGAGGGAAGAUGACAACGGUGAAAAUGAUAUUUUCAUGAGAAAUAUCAGCGUCAAACAAGGAAUAUCAGAAGGAUUAUAUUGGCAUGGUGCAAAUACGAUGAAAGUGGACAAUCCUAGCCGUAUGGCAAUGAGAAAACCUCGUUCAGCUCUGCUCUGGAGGUGAUACAGUUUUUCACAUCAUUACAUUUUUCUGAUUUACUUUGAUUUGACGAGACUAAGAUAAUAACCACUUGGUUGUCCGCAAGUCAAUCGUCGUAACCAAUUUUAUAUGAUAAGAAUUGUCUAUUGACGGGUCUUUAUUCACUUUUGUUAUCUUGCUAGUUGACAAUUGUGAAUUUCGAUACAUUCCUCACAUAUUUCUCAUGUCUAGAAAUCUGUUGAUUUUUCUAAAUCAUUGAAUAAAUGCAUGCAAAUAAAGCACAUUUUAUUAAAGCAUGUUUAUUCUUUGUCACUUACUGGUCAUCACUUGUUCCUUUAACUUGAAAAUAAAGACUAUUCAACUUGUUCUUUCCGUUGUCACUUUAAUGUGGGACUUGGAGAGUUUAUUUUUGCACAGUACCUAUUGUUUUCUGAUGGCUUAUGCUUCUACUCUUUCCAUGCUUCAAGCGGUUCCAUGAGACAAAAAUGGGCUACAAUAUUUGUUAAAUGAAAACGGGAAUAGUUGGCACACACAAUUAUAAGGUGCCUCAGUGAAUGUAUCUUAUGCCCUCGUACGCCAGUGUAUAAUCUUAGAUCGCUGAUAGAACAUUGCAUAUCUCGUCUGCAAACCGUUACCACUAGGGAUGAGAAGUCUGAAGUAAGUUAGGAAAGUUCGGAAAUAACCAGCUAUGCUGCCUUUAAGAUAUUUAUCAAAGAUCGUAGCUUAUUUUCUAAAAAUCUUUGCUGAAGAUCCUCUUAGAAAUCUCUUGUGUUGGAACUAUUUCAAGAUAUUUUCCCAACACCGCUUCUAUUGCUAGGUAGGCUUAAGAGUUGGAAGGCAGAGGGAAGAAUUAUUUCCCAGGUGAUGAACUGUGGGUUAGUUUGUGAUCGACUUUAAUAAAAUAACAAGUUUAUAAUCAGUGAUACGUUCAACUGGAUGCUCAUUAAAACUGCGUGGAAAUUAUUUCAUUUGAAGACAUUAACCCUCCCAUGGUUUAGAAUUACGCACUUUUUGUGCCUAUGAUGGAAUUAGCUCUUAUUUAUGAUGCUGCUUUUCUGGUAUAGAGUCUACAGUUUGUAAUACGACUGUUACGCUCCAAUAGGUCUAAACUUUUAUUAUGAUUAAGCAUAAAACAAUUAUAAUUAAUCGUAUUUAGUUGUCUUGCAAAAUGUAUGUUUUCAACGCAGAGGACUUAGGUAUUUGAUUGGUAAGGCUAUCAUUAUUCACAGGUUUGUAGCUAUUGACUAGAACACGAAAAUUUAUCCCAAAUUAUGGCUUGCCGCUAUUUGUAAGUUACCUAUUUCACAUUAUUUUUUGAAUGCCAUCAGUCUGAUGAUGUGAUAAAAAGAUGUCUCAAGGAACGUGUGUGGCAGACUCAUUUUACACCACCUGGUAACCUAAAACAGGAUAAAUUUCAUUUGCCACGUGCUUGUGGCCUAUAUGAAGGUUGAGGUGGAAGAGAUGUUGUUUCUGGGAUCUGCAGCCUUUGUUGUGUCACUCCAGCAGUCUGAGCAAAUUAGUGACUUUCAGUGCUAUGGAAUAUUGUUUCUCUUUAAUCUAAUUUUGUAAUUUUUUUGUGUGGAAGAACACGAUCACAUUUUAUGGAUAAAAUAUUCUCGAAUCAAAAUCAGCACCUUUCUGUGAAAUGUUUCCCUCAAAAGUCUUCUAAUAGACGACAAAAUAUUUGUUCUGAAUAACAGAACCAUUGGAUUUUCUGUGAUAUUUGUACAGAAAAUGUGGCUCUUAUCUUUAUUAGUUGUUGAGGGUAAUGUGUAUAGCCUAAAACUUGGAAAAGUUUACAAAAGUCCAGGAGUUGAUGAAAUUGUGGUACCUAUUUUUUCUAGUCGCCACUGGUCAUUUUGUUUCAUGAAGGAUCUUCCUGCAACCUGUUGUACUAUCUUGUGGGAAAUGUAUAGGCACAUAUAAGAACAGCUUUCCUAUCCCAUAGAGUUGUCCAGCUACUGGAGGAUUUCGUAGGGCUUGUUCAUGGGCAGAAUCUUGAGGAUUUUGCUCUGCACAUCAAAUUGAGAAGUUGGAAUUUUUUUUAACUGUGGUCCUGUUUCUUGGAACUCUUAGAGUUUUUGCAGAGUGGGCAUCCCUGCCUUGUGUUGCUUUUGUUUAUUUUGGAACCUUGUUGUCUUCUAUAUUAGUAUUUUUGUUCCUUAAUGACACGUUAUAAAAGUAUCUUGUUCCCAAUGAAUUGCUGCUUUUGGCCAUCCUCCCCCCUCCCUCUUACGCUGAUGUGAAUUUCAGUAUGUCAGUUUGGGGCUGUCUCUAUCUGGCUGGUCCAUUGACUUGCAGUCUUUGGCAUCAAAGUCUCUUUGAAACUAUAAUAUACAAUAACUAAUUCCGUAUUUAAUCAUUUGCAGUGUGCUUGCACCCAUUUUGAACAUGCCAAUAUCUGAAUCCAAGAGACAAAGGGUAUUGGUUGCAUGUUGCAUUCUAUACUCUGAGGUUUGUUUCAGCUGUCUUAUUUAUUUAUUUUUUCUGUCACCAUUAUCCUGUUUCCUGAUAGAAGAAUAGGGUAUCUCGUGAAUUCCAAGUCUUUAUCUUUUUAGAGAUUUGCUGCCGGAGCUUUGUGAGUUUGCAUUUUAUUUUUUACUUUUUUGAUUCAGUCUUAAGUUUUGUUUAAUAUGAUUUGGAGGACUCUUGUUCAUUGACUAGUUAUGCUACUCAGGUAUGGCAUGCUGUUGGCAGGGACCGGAAGCCUCUACGCAAACAGUACUUGGAGGCAAUUUUGCCUCCUUUUGUUGCCAUUCUAAGACGUUGGCGUCCGCUUUUGGCUGGCAUUCAUGAACUCACUUCUCUAGAUGGCCAGAAUCCCCUCAUUGUAGAUGACAGGGCCUUAGCUGCUGAUGCACUCCCUCUUGAGGUAAUUUCAUUUGGACCUCAUGUUACCUUCUCUCAUGUUAAUCCUUAUUACUGUCUCAUUAACACUUGGUGCAAAAUAAUGGACAUUCCCGCUCGUAGCUUUGAUUUUAAUGUCCACAAUUCAAACGGAAAGAAAAAAUCAUGAGAAAACCAUCUCCACUCUUGCUUUUAAUUUUUCUUAAAAUACCAAAUUACUUAUAUUUGGUAUAUAAAACUGAAUUGUAUGCAUCGAGAGAAGCCCAACUUUUUACAUAGGGUUCUGUAACUGCCGUCAAGGUUCAAGUAAAAUUGUCUUCCCAGUCAAUUGGGCCACUGAAUCAAGUGAUCUUCAAGAUGCCAUCUGAAAUGUUUUUUGUAUCCUUCGGAAACAUUUCGUUGUGUCACUGAAUCCAUUGUUGGAAUGAGUCACUCGUCGUGGGGCAUUCCAUCUGGUAAACAUCUAGAUUCGUAAUAGUUAGUAUUGUUUGUUUUAUUCACUCCUAAUCCCAAGGUGGUGUCAUAUCAUUAUCCGGCUUCACUUUCGGCUUAAGAGAAGCAGAUCUUGGGUUUUAAACUGCGUGUAGUGGCAGAAGUUUUUUAGGGAGUGGGCAUAUGUACUUACUUAUAUUGGCCUAAAACAACGGAAAGGUAGGCAGGAAGGCUGGAAGGCUAUUUUUGCUUUUCAGUUCCCAAUAGGCUUGCUACACUGGUGAAGAUGCGCGUAUACCUGCUGCCUGCUUGCUUUGGUCAUUCCAUGUUUAUCCCAUCUUAAUGCAUUUUGACAUUGAUAUUGAAAACGUAUGAAAUGCUUGUGAAUAAAUUUCCUCUUUUGGUGAAAAGCAAUCCCAUUCGUUGUUGACCUGGGGUUGGCAGUAAAACUUCUCUUGGUAAAAUAGGAUGGUAAUGCAAAGACAUUAUCUAGAUAGGUCGGAGGAAGACCAAGUUGAUUAGGGAGGGUAAUUUUUUUACUUCGCAUAAAGGAGUGAAAAUAGUGGAUAGAUAUAGAGUCCAUCCAGAGUGUCCUGUGGAUUAUUGGGUAAGGUUAGUGGACCUCGGAUUGGUGGGAGUGGAGAAUAAGAGAGUGAGAGUUAAAAGUUUGUAGGGAUUCCGUGGAUCUCCUGUUUUCAAGAGUCUCACUCCCACAGGAUGCUUGUCGAGAGGUAUUAAAUUACAGAGGUAUGUGGUAGUACUCUAUGACUGCAGGAAGGGCCCAUUGGCUCAUCAUGUAUGCCUGGCACUCGACAGAUUCCGGCUCACAUUGACUGGGCUUGAUGUGUUAAUUCCUGAUGGAUUGACCAGUAGUUGACUGAUCUAACCCCAAUUGGCUGACAGAACUCAGUCUGACUGGGGCAAAAUUGUAGGCUGACAAGGAUUAAGGAAUCUCUAAUCAGCCAAUCUGGUCAGCCAUUCUGACUCUGUAUACUGUGCCUGGAUUUUACCCUUUGUGCAGUCAUGGAGGGAGAAAUACUCGGUUAUUCUGAAGAAAAAGUUAUUUGAUGGAAGGGGUAUUAUUUUUUUAUCUGAGAUGACAUGCUAGAUGGGUAUCAUUUUGCAUCUUCUGCAUGUAGUUAAGAGUUUACUUUCGACUGAUUAGGCUAGGGUUGCUACCUUAUUGGAAUCAUUUAGCAGGAUAUGGUACACAAUUUGUCUGUUUGCUUUUUGUGACCCAAUAGUACCAUUUAUUAUCAAACCAGAAUGCCAAAUUUAUGAAAGCAAUACUUGGGAGUCUUAUUAGGAAUUACAGGACAUUUGUACGGUUGUAGAACAUCACUUUGUGUUAGCAUGGUAGAUAUAACCGAUUUAGUGUUUCAAAGUCCCAGUCGGGUCCUUGAAACUAAAAGUGAGGCACUGAUUUUUGUUUGAUUUAAAAUGCUGGUGUGAAAAUAAAAAUUUCCUGCGAAAUGAUCAAACACACAACACUUGUAUUGGGGGUUGCAGUCUGACUUAACACUUGUUCUUCUAAAUUAGAUACCACUUCCUUUUACAGAUUGGCAACCCAACGUGCCGAUUGUACCAUUUUAUAACUGAAAAGUAUUUACCAUUAUUAAGCUUCAGCUACACAACGAAAACAAAACAUAAAUCAACGUUUAAACUUCUAGUGAGAAUAAAAAUGUUUGAAGAAGCGUGGUUGACGGAGGAAGCGUGUUUGAAGCAUGGCUUCAAUGCUUUUGAGUUCCAACGAUAAACUUUUUGAACGGGCUUUUUCUCUUUUUUUUCAUCAUUAUUCAGGGUAAACUAGCCAUUAGAAGUUUUUGUGUCAGCACUUGGGUGUCAAGUGGAGCUCCUAUACCAUAACUCUCAGGCCUUGGGCUCAUUAGUUUUCAGUACCACGUAGGUGUCAACUUGUAUGCAACAUGAUCCUUUCUUUUCCUUAGGUGCCUUACUCGUAACAUGCAAUGACCGCACAUGGACAACCUAUCUCAUAUUUUUCUACAUGUAUUGACCCCUACUCUUCCAGUGCUUGCACCAUACAUCUUUGGUUAAGGUCUUAGUUCCUGUCAUUUUGAAUUUUGCAUGUUUCAACAAUAAAUAAUUUUUAAAAAAAAUGCUACUCAAAAUGGUGUAAUUAGGCUAUUUAAUGUUAACAUUAUUUACACUAAUUAAUAAAAAAUCUAGUAAAGACAAUAAUUAGGAUUUUCUAAUAUUCGAAAUCACUUUAUCUGGAUCCACAGAAAUCACCUUAUCUGGUUAUACGUGCAAAUCCCUAUGUGAUAAUGUUCACUUUAGAAAAUGGAGACUUUGCCGUUUCAUAUACUCUUUAUACUGCGAAUUCUGUGGAUCCAGUCUCAGUUUUCCAGUUUUAAAUUCUUUUUGUGUACUUCAUAAACUAGGUAAGUCCUUUGGUUUAUUGGUUGCAUGCUUAAGAUCAUGAUGUUUACAUGCCAUUUGGAAUUUGGUUUUGAUAGUUAUGCUCCUUAUCUUCCAUUGUCGUAUAAUUUUUGGAAUGAUUGAUGCAUCGUUUAACGGGUGGUUUCUUCUUUUCAAUUUAGGCUGCUCUUUCAAUGAUUGCCACUGGAUGGGCUGCUGCUUUUGCAUCACCUCCAGCUGCAAUGGCAUUGGCAAUGAUAGCUGCUGGUGCUGCUGGUGGAGAAACUGUAACUCCUUCAAUCAAUAUAUCACUCAAACGUGACAGUUCCCUGCUUGAAAGAAAACAAGUCAGACUGCAUACAUUUGCCAGCUUCCAAAAGCCUCUUGAUCAGCCUGACAAAUCUCCUCCUGCUCCAAAAGAUAAAGCAGCUGCCAAGGCUGCUGCUUUAGCUGCUGCACGUGAUCUUGAGAGAAGUGCAAAAAUUGGUUCUGGAAGAGGUCUUAGUGCUGUAGCAAUGGCUACCUCAGCACAAAGGAGAAGUGCAAGUGAUGUUGAACGUGCCAAGAGGUGGACUGUCACUGAAGCUAUGGGAGCAGCAUGGAUGGAGUUCUUACAGUCGAUCGAUACAAAAUCUGUUUCUGUGAAAGAUUUUUCUGCUCUGUCAUAUAAAUAUGUUGCAGUCCUUGUGGCUUGUUUUGCUAAGGCAAGAAAUAUGCAGCGAUCCGAGGUAACCGCAGAGUUAUACUGAUCUGGUAAUUCUAAUUUAGCUGUAGGCUCAACCCCGUUUCUAACUCCUUGCAGAUUGAUAGGCGUGCCCAAGUUGAUAUGAUAGAUCAACAUCGAGCAUCUCUUGGACUUCGCAAAUGGCGAAAGCUUAUUCAUUCGUUAAUUGAAUCAAAUAGAUUUUUUGCUACCUUCGGUGACCACCUACUUGAUCCUGAAUAUGUAUGUAUAAUUUUUUGCCACUCUAAAGCAGUCUUUCAAACUUAAGUUUCAUUUUAUUGUCUAUAUGAAGUCAUUUUAAGAUUAUGGACAUAUACUUCUUUCUGGCCAACGUAUGGUCUCGAGUCAUGUCACAUAAGGACACUUCUUGUCUAGUUAGUGUUUUAUUUUUUCUUUUGUAUCCUCUGACGGUCAUAGUUGGUGUCAUAACUAGGAUAUCCUUAUUUUCGAUAAUAGUUAAUUAAUUAUGUAUGGCUUUGCUGUUCAAUACAUUCUCCGGCCAUUGAAAAUUGUAAAAAUGAAAAUAUAUGCAGGUUUUCUGGAAGUUAGAUUUUACAGAGAGUCCUUCAAGAAUGAGAAGAUUCUUGAAGAGAAACUACAAAGGGUCUGACCAUUUCGGCGCUGCUGCUAAUUAUGAAGAUAAUCAGCAUCAAUCUAAACUUGACGAGCAGACAGCACCGUGCCAAACUGUUUCUGAAGCUACAAUUACCACUGACCUUUCUUCUUCUGCUUCUAUUCUUAUGGCAAAUGCAAUGUCCCUAGAGGAAGGAGACGAAUAUGAUGAGCACAUUGAAUCUGAGAUUGCCGACGACAAUCGGAGUGCUAAACACCAAGUGCAAUCAGGAUCCUUUGAACAAUCUGUGAAAGGGGAAUCACAGAUUCCAUUGACCUCCAACAAUGAGAAUUUGACACAUAUGGAACCAGUUGUUGCCCCUGGCUACGUGCCUAGUGAAUCUGAUGAAAGAAUUGUGUUUGAACUUUCUUCUUUAAUGGUGAGGCCAUUAAAGGUUGUGCGAGGGACUUUCCAAGUAAGUUGUAGAUCUCUGCUAUGCCUUAUCUCAUUUUUCUUUCUUUGAGAACGUUACCAGGAAUCUUUUGGUUUUUUGAUUAAUAAUUCAUUUUUAAACCUCUUGUCGAUGUUUGCGUACCUCAAACUUGUCUUUGUACUUUUAGUUUUUGCUUUACUUUCAGUAUGAAUCAUAUUUCUGUUUGAUGGCAACUUUGCGUUUUUAACAUCUGCAUAGUUCUCAAUUACUGGUGAAUGAAGUGUUCGAACCUGAUCAGAUGGUAGUUGGAUUUGGCCAAUGAAAUAUUUUAUUAUUUAAUAUAAUUUAUUAUUUUGACGCAGCAAUCAAGUGUUGUAUGCAACUCUAUGGUUUAUUUUGUUCUAACAUGGCUGUGAAAUGGCAUCCACAAUUCAGAUAACAACAAAGAGAAUUAAUUUCAUAAUUGGUGUCCAAGACAAUGACAUGGAUGAUGAAGUGUCUCCCAUUAAAAAAAACAACUGCCAGGAGAAGGACAGGAGCUGGCCAAUAUCUUUCCUUUACCAAGUUUUCAGCAGAAGGUAAUUAUAUCUUUGUCAUCUCUUAUCAUAUCUGGAUACGAUUCCUUUUUGUUUUCGCAAUGGAAUGCUAAUACAUAUUAGUUUUUCAUUCAUUUUGGUGUCAUCAAGGUCAUGGUUGUUCAACUGUUUCUGCUUCCAUAGAACGUCAUUUUGUAGAUGUUAUUAUCAUAUCUGCUACGUUUUGUGACUAGAUGUAGGGUCUCUGUUUGAGUCGUUCUAAAUAAUUGUAUGAUAAACAUGUGGUAAUUAUGAUACGUUCUCUGUUUCAACCUUGUGGAAGGUUCAAGGGAUGUGGUGAAAUAUCCAUAAUGUCUAAUCUCUGAGAAAAGCCAGCAUUAAUCCAUAGGUGCUGCUUCUUUGAACUUCGAGUCUUGGAGUGGACUGCUAAUUUGUCUCUCUGUACCAUUCCAAACUUCUCUCACUAUCCAAGUUUGCUGAAUCUACUCCAUUCUUGUCAUCGUCAGGGUCUCAUUUGUAGUGACUUAAUCUCUGCUCAUUUCUGUCAUAGCUACUUUAUGGUAAACAUAUCCUUUCUUACUUAUGACCUUUUGUUAUUCAUAUUCAUCUUCUACACCCUCUCAAGUUAUUACAAAUGCUUUGACCGAUUCAAUCAUUCCAUUUCUACAUAAUGAGAGAAAUAAUAUUAUUUUCUAUGAAUGCCUAUGCCAUUUUCUAGACGCUGGCAUGUUUUGUCAAUUCCGAGAUAGAUAUAUUCUGGAAUUAAAGAAUUAUAGUCAGGCCUUCUUACUUCACUGUUAAUUAGUUAUCAUUGCAGUUACCGUAUUAUUUCAUCAUUGCAGGUAUCUUCUGAGGAGGAGUGCUUUGGAAAUUUUUAUGCUCGACCAAACAAACUUUUUCUUUGAUUUCGGGGUAUAAACACUGCCAUGCCUUCCUUUUGUUAUUUCCGUUAAAAAUCAGAAUGCCUGUGACUGUUUUUGUAUGAAUGGGCCAUAAUAAUAUUUAAUGGGAUUUCCUCCAGAGCACUGAAGGACGUAAGAAUGCAUAUCGCGCAAUUGUUCAAGCACGACCACCUCAUUUGAACAAUAUCUAUCUUGCGACUCAGGUUAAUUAUUAGAAAUUUAAUAGUAUGCUCUUCUAUGAUGGGACAUUUACUUUUCAAAUGCUUUUAUUCUGAUUCUUCUGGUGACAAUAGAGACCUGAGCAACUUCUUCGAAGAACUCAGCUUAUGGAACGUUGGACCAGAUGGGAGGUAAACAGUAGUAUUUUUUAUGCUUCUUUCCUGGUUUUUUUUUUUUUUUUUUUUUAACCAAAGCCAUUAGAACUGAACAGGGUAAUGCCUUGCUGACAGAUUAGCAAUUUUGAAUAUCUAAUGGAGCUGAACACUCUGGCUGGGCGUAGUUAUAAUGAUAUUACACAGGUUGAUAUGCUGGAGUCCAAUGCAGGUAAAACUCUUCAUUUGGUGGGUUUUAUUGCUAAUUUUUUCUGUAUUCUAUUGCAGUAUCCGGUUUUUCCAUGGAUUUUGUCAGACUACACCUCAAAAAGCUUGGAUCUUGGAGAUCCUUUGUCAUAUAGAGAUCUCUCCAAGGUAGCCAUUAAACAUGUACACGUAUACUCUGUUGUUAUUGGCAUCGACUACAUUAUGAUUCCGUUCAUUGAUUUUUUCCCGCAGCCAAUUGGUGCAUUGAAUGCUGAACGACUAAGGAAGUUCCAAGAGAGAUACUCCAGCUUUGAUGACCCAGUCAUUCCCAAGUUUCAUUACGGAUCACAUUACUCCAGUGCAGGAACUGUAAGCUUAUAUUUCAAUAUUGUUUUUCGUAGUCUGUCCUUAUUUUGGACAUGUAUAGUAUUUUUACACGAGAACCAUGUUGACCUCCGUAGGUAAGGGCUGUCAAGAAGUUAAAAAGUUUCGUUGCAAUCAAAUAAUAUUUCUCAAUGUAGUAACAUCAUAAAUAUUUAGCUUCAUUGCUGCAUUUUCAAAUGAUUGCUUUACUCUCUAAUCGACUAAAGAAUUUUGCUAAGUAAUUGCCCAAGUUCCGAAAUAGAGUGAUGCAUGAUCAUAAACUCCAAUCCAGGGUCUUGUAGAAACCCUGAAUCUGGAAAUUGUUCUUUCCUGGGUUUUUUUGUGCGGUACAUUUUCACAUCAUUGCUGUUUUUGUCGAAACAUCCUCCUUGAUGUUACUCGAAUAAAAUUCAGGUUCCUGAAUUUUGAUCUGACCUAUACUUCUCGACACUUUCCCUUGUAAGAUAUGAUAUAAAUCAGAUGUUUUGGUCGUAACUUCGUAAAUGACUCGAGUGGAUAUCAUAAAAAGGAAACUAAUGUGAAAUGCUUAGUGGUAUCCUUAAAAUUGUAAAAUAAAUACGUCCAUGGCAACACGAUGGGGAUGUCUCCUGGGUUUCUGGUUGUAACGUCAAUUGUCCAGGAAAUAGAGUUGUCAAUGAUCGGGAUAUUUCCAUAGCAGGAAAUAGAAUUGUCAUGAUAACGUACGAGAAGACCCAUGCCAUAUUGAGCCCGAUAGUUCUAGUAACAUGUCGGAAAGCUUAUUUAACUAAAACGUUGCCAUGUUUUGUCUAAAAUCUCGGUCAGAAGUUAAAUGACGUUGGCAGCUAUCAUUAAUUUUCUACUAUAACCAACUCUGUUUGUAGUUUUGUUUGAAUGUCAUGCUUUUGUCAACUAUGACUUGUAGUCGUCAAAACUUUAUCAAAGAAUGAAAAUGUCACGACUAGAUGUCCAUGCUAGAUAUUUCUUCCUUUCCAUCAAGAGCUCUUUCACUGCUGCCACUAAUGUUCAGUGAAUCUCUAUUUACAGUGAAUCUCGUUCAUAGUGUCUAUAAUUUGGCUGAUAUGCAUCUGCUACAUAUGACUCAAGGUUUUCAUUCGUGAUUGAUUAUUGCAUAUUUUUUGAAAGCACACCUGUCAUAUCAUUUAGUCUGUUUACUGAUUUUGGAGCUUGGUUCACCACUGUGCCGCCGGUUUCAUGUUGUGAUCACUUAUUCCUCUUCUUUGUCUGAACACCUUGCUUUUUGCAGGUGUUGCAUUAUCUUCUUAGAGUGGAACCGUUUACAACUCUUGCUAUCCAACUCCAAGGUGGAAAAUUUGAUCAUGCAGAUCGGAUGUUUUCAGAUAUUGGCGCCACCUGGAAUGGUGUUCUUGAGGACAUGAGUGAUGUAAAAGAGUUGGUAAGAAUUAUUAUGCCAUAAUAUUAUGUAAUCUGGUUUCCUUUUAGACCUCAAUGGAUUCCCCAGCUCUCUUCCAAUUUCUUUCUUUGUUGGAAUCUUUUGUUUUUGUUUAGUCUGCUUUCAUGUGAAGUAUGCUGUUGUUUACUAUUCAUGGUUGAAUGUUCUCAAGGUUCCCGAGCUGUUUUACCUACCUGAAGUCUUAAUGAAUGUCAAUUCUAUUGACUUUGGUACAACACAACUUGGAGGAAAACUAGGUGCCUACUCGUACCUGCUCAGACCUUCAGUGCUCGUACGAUGUCUUGUUUCAUAAUAUGCAUCACUUCUUCUUUUGUAGAUUCUGUUCAGCUUCCUCCAUGGGCUGAAAACCCUGUUGACUUCAUACAUAAGCAUCGCAUCGCUCUUGAGAGUGAGCAUGUCUCAGAACAUUUGCAUGAAUGGAUUGAUCUGAUUUUUGGGUACAUCUCUUUCACUCCGUUAUUGUACAGGUUUUUUUUUUAUGUUUUCAUAUCCAACAUGCUCAUUCUUGACGUUUCUUCGCUUGCAACAUGUCUCAUCAUGCUCCAUUUCACCAAUUUUUUUUUUCCUUUUUCAUGAUCGUGAGUAUCUUACAGGUACAAGCAAAGAGGAAAAGAAGCGAUUGCUGCAAACAAUGUUUUCUUUUACAUAACAUAUGAAGGAACAAUUGAUGUCGACAAAAUUUCUGAUCCAGUAUGCAUAUUUACCCUUUUAAAUUGGUUGCGUAUUUCUUAAAAAGAUGCUGAAAUUUUCUUUUGUUAAAUGCCAUGUAUAGGUUCAACGACGUGCUACACAGGACCAAAUUGCUUACUUCGGUCAGACGCCCUCACAACUUCUGACUGUCCCACACCUGAAGAAACGACCACUGGCAGAAGUUUUGCGGUUGCAGGUACAUCACAUCUUCUUUUUGAACUUUGUUUUCCUCUUCCCUUUAGUCUAGAAAUAUCUCUGGUUCAUUUAUCCAUGACAAAAAAAACAUUAAAAAUUCUCGAAUAAUAUUUCUAUAAGCUGUUCUCUGUCAUAAUUUGUUGUUAUAGUAACAACUCUAUAAUGCUUUUUCAAAUCAAAAUUGAAGUUUACAUAGAUUUUUCUCCUCCUGAAGUAUGCAAUUUUUUUGCAUUUUUAAUGGAACUUUUUUGCUGUGAAUUGCUAUAUUGACAUUAAUAAGCAAGGGCUCGAUAAACACUGUUUGAGGAAAUCAUAAAGAUUAGACCUCGAUCUGAUAUGUUGGGGCAAGGUGAAGGAUCCCCUCUUCAAAUCGAAAAAACAAGCCACGAUGAAAAGUAUCUGCCGGAAAUCAUCUGCUCUUCCCUGAAUUAGUUGUUUCCUUUCUGGUCUGUCAUUUCAAAGCCCUUAUGCAACGCUGGAGGAAAAUCCUUGAGAGAGCAAGAAGAAAAAGAGGGAAGGGAAGGACAAGAAAGUAACAGAAAGAAACUAGGAUUGCAAUGCCACUGGCUAGCGUCUCUUGUUGCGAGCUGCUAGCACCGACCAUAGCUGUCCACUAGGUACCAUUUCAUCCCUGUUCUACCCCCUUUUUAUGAAAUAUGAUAACGAAUGAUCGGCAUACAGGGAGAGGGUUUAGUAGCCUUAAAUGACGAGAAAAGGCAGCGGAUAUUGGCAUUUAAUAGAAAAAUAACUGUUUUGGAAAAAUCAUGGGGACCUGCCUGCCAUAGUUUGGUAGAGUAUCAGUCACAAUGAUACGAUGGCAGCUAGUUGGAACCGUAUACCAUCCUCUUGGAUCAUCUUUAAAAGGGAGAAGGUGUGCUACUCAGUUAUGAACUCAUUGAAGAGUGCUUGAUGCCAGCGUAAAACCCCUUGCAACAUUUUUCCAAUCGCAUUAAAUAGUGUUGAUGGAUCUGUUCUCUGGAAACACUUUAGAUGAAUCGAAAUCAUGUAGUUGUAACCAGAUAUCAACUAUUUUUAUACGAAAAUCCUUUUUACACUAUUGUCUGUCUUCAAUAGUUUUUAUUAUAUCAAAUUCUCGUUUUCCAUCGAUUAGAAAAGAUUCCUUCAAUCAGUUGAUUCUCAAAUCAUUUUAGGAUUUCUGAAAAUUAAAUUAAAAUUUAGGAAUUCAUUCAAAUUAAAAAGUUAUAAUCAUAAACUAUAUCAAAAGUACGUCUAUUUGUCAGUAGAACCUACUUAUUUUCUCUAAGAUACUAAUUAAUUAUUAAUCUAUUUAAUAAGUCUAGUGUAAUGAAUAAUAUAUAUUUAAAACCAGUUUCUUGUCUAAGUGGUGCAUUUGCAUGACUUUACUAUCGUCUUGAUUGCACUUUUAAUGUCAUUAGAUUGUUAUCAUAAACACGAAGUGAAGCAUGAUUAAGUGAUUUCUAGAAAUCAGAAGAUCCAAUGUUAGCAUUUUGGAUGUCAAGUGAGUGGUAUGGAUUGCUGUCGUGAACGGUGGCUCAAGCCCUAGGAGGAUAUAUGGAGGAAAAAUUCAACUCAUAUUUACAUAAAAAAUGACUGUAAUAUACAAGUGCCAGGGCCACAAAACAUGGAAAAUAUCUAACAACCAAGAAACGAACCAACAAACUAGGAAACGGUUCGACUUAGAACCGAACUCCUAAUUAUACAUUCUUUCCCAUAAUAUCUACAUGGAAUCUGGGACAAGUGUGCUCUGGUGUUCACUUUUAAUUUUAAAAAUUAAGAUUUUUGUGUCAUAAAGUUAUCAGUUUUCGCUGGUGAUGAUGUCCUUCAUAUUGCUUUUGAAUACUAAUUUUUACUCUUUUAUGUUAUCCAGACAAUCUUUCGAAAUCCUAGAGAGAUAAAACCCUAUGUCGUUCCAAAUUCAGAGCGCUGCAACUUGCCUGCGGCUGCUAUUUUGGCAUCACAGGACUCCCUUGUGGUUGUGGAUGUCAAUGCUCCUGCAGCUCAUGUAGCGCUGCAUAAAUGGCAACCAAAUACACCUGAUGGAUAUAGGUUGCCAUUCCUCUUCCAACAUGGAAAACCUGUAGGAGGAUCCACCGGUGGAGCAUUCAUGCGUAUGUUCAAGGGACCUGCUAGUUCAAGUUCUGAAGAGUGGCAAUUUCCUCGAGCAUUAGCAUUUGCGGCAUCUGGAAUUAGAAGUUCAGCUAUUGUUGCCAUCACAGGGGACAAAGAGAUAAUUACAGGUAUAUAUGUGUUGUUUUUUCAUCUUUUAGUAUUUCAUUAGGAAACUCCAACCAGGAAGCAUUUUUUCAUUUAUCUUUUAUCAAAUACUUUUUAUUUAAUAAUUGGAAAUGUCUUUUUGACAUAUGCUGAAUUUACUACAUCUUGGACUAUGAUUGCUGAUGAGAGAAGAAGAGCUUCUCAGAUUAAUAUAAUUGUUGAUAAUUGAGAUUUUGAUGGAGCAUACGACACAGUCUCAUGAGACUAACACUUUUUUUGCCUAGUAGGAGAGGGGGUGGGACGUACUACUAAUUUUGUAGAAAUAGAAAAUAAUUAUGGUUAAUAGAAGAGACACAUUUUACACAAGCUUCAUAUGUCUUACGACUGCUACAGACUCGACAGAAAUGUUUUUGCGCGGACAUUUAACCAAAAAAGUUAUGAAACUGGCUGCUAUAACUUCACAAGAAGUUGACGGAAUGAACAACGAAUGACAAUGAAGCUUCUCAAGGAGAACAAGUGUGGUAUCUGCAUGCUAUUUAUGGAAACCCAAUCUCCAUUUAUCAAUGUUGAUGGUAAAAUAGCUUUACCCGUACAUUGCAUAAGAAAGCCAACAUUUCAAAUCUUGAAGGAUACACAGAAAUCGCGAAAUCAGUGACUAUGAAAAACAUCGGUGGCAUCAAACCUUUUGUAUCAACCAAGGUUGAAUUAAGCUCUAUUCCCUUUCCAGUUCCUUCCAUUAACUCCUUUCAUACAGAACACAAUGGCAUCCCUAAGUUUCCAUAUCAGUUACCAUGUCCAAUCCUUGUUCCUUUAGAACUAUCUUAUUCCUUUUAUCAAAUAGGCCGCGUCUUUGUCGGAGCCUAUGGUCUUCUACAAUCUCCAUAACUCGUCCAGCUUUCCAUGCACAUCUACCCUUUGUGCUCAACCUUUCAUGAUUUUUUUUUUGAAAAGAAUCACAGGAAGUGUCAUGCUUUCCCAAGUUUUACUGGCUUUAUAAAUACAAAUAGUAUACUUCGUUUACCUGGAUGACUGUUAAGCAAUUGAGCCAAAAGACUGUUCUAUCAGUUUUUUUUCGAAUGGUGAAAUCUAAGAAACAUUAGUGAAAUUUUUUGGUUGAAAGAAUGUUCAAAUGAGAGACAAAUGCCCAUCUUUUUCAGUUGAUGCAGCCUUGUUGACUUCGUCUUUUUAAAAUGCAGCACGUUAUUGACAUUCUCUCGUAUGGCUUAUAAUUUCUUUUUCUCUUUUUUGAAUUUUUCAAUCUGCCCACAUUUUUAGAUCGCGACUGCAUGACACUGCAUCUAUCUCUGACUAUGGACCAUUCUCAAUUGGUAAAAAGGAGUCUUGUGGUUUUUAUCACCUCUUAUUUUCCUGUAGUACUAUCGCGAAAGGUCUGUAUUAGCAGUGUUGCCUUUAUCAGGACUAAGCUAGCCGUUGAUGUCGUGUAGUUUCAGUGAUGGCCUCCAAUGAAGGUCUGGUGUUGUUAAAAUGUUAAAUAUAUAUGUCUGGUGGGAAGAACUAGCCAAUGGUUGAACACUAUUAAGAAAAAUGAAGCUGUUUAUGUAAUAUCCUAGAAUGGGUAAAAUUGAAUAAUUCACCAUUUCGUAAAAAUAGAAUCCCCAUACCUAUGACUGUCUUGCGAUGAACAUGCGAGACUCAUCAUUGGCAUCGUUCUAACAGACUAAUCUGAAUCUUUGCAUGACCUGUAUAUGCAUUAGAAUUUGCGUCCAUUCCUCUUCUACCCACGCGGACAUGUUUCGUGUCAGACGAAGCUAAAGUUCUAUUGUAUGUCACCCGAUUACCUGAUAUCAAACUAUCCUUGUAUAAUACAGGUGGGCAUGCCGACAAUACGGUGAAGUUGGUUUCAGCAGCUGGAGCAAAGACCAUUGAAACUGCAGCAGGACACUGUGGACCUGUCACAUGCCUCUCAUUAUCAGCUGACAGCAGCUAUCUGGUCACAGGAUCUCGGGAUGCGACUGUCAUACUCUGGAGAAUACAUCGGAAAUCUCCUUCUGGUUUGAGCAAUGCUUCAGAUCCUCCGUCCCCACUGGCAGCAGCCCCUGCGAGCCCUCAAGCAGGCGGUAGCAACCUUCACAGUCUCUCGGAGAUUAGUGGGAGGCGCCGCAUUGAGGGACCUCUUCGCGUUCUAAGGGGCCAUCUUGGAGAAGUAACAUAUUGCUGUGUCAAUUCUGAAUGUGGAGUCGUUGCUUCCUGCUCUGAUGCUUCUGGAGUUCUCCUUCAUUGCCUGAGGAGGGGAAGGUUGAUGAGGAAGCUGGACAUUACCCAGGCGCACACUCUCUGCCUUUCCUCGCAAGGUGUCUUGCUGGUCUGGAACAAUAUUGAUCAGACGCUCAGCACCUUCACCGUCAACGGCCUCCCCAUAGCGACCGCCACGAUUGCACCCCUUCAAGGAAAAAUCAGUUGCAUCGAGAUCUCUGCCGACGGAGAGAAUGCUCUGCUAGGGACUAGUUCUCUUGUGAACGGUAAAUUCCUAGGCCGAGGCAGUGAAUCAGAGAAUAAGAGUACGGCUGGGAAAUCAGACGAGGAAAGGGAUGCAGAUAUUCUCAAUAAGCAACCUGUUUCUGUGCCUUCAAUCUCCUUCGUCAAUCUGCAUAAUCUCAAGGUAUUCAAAGCUACUUCGUCAACAUGGCUUCUUUGUCUCUGUCCCCUUCAAGUCCUAACCGAAUGAGCGAUAAUUCCUUUCGCAGAUAUUCCACACCUUGAGGCUCGAGCGGGGUCAGGAUAUUACUGCUUUAGCCCUAGACGAAGACAACACCAAUCUUCUUGUUUCAACUGCGAAUAAGCAUCUGUUGGUCUUCACCGAUCCAGGCGUAAGUUUCUUUCACCGACCCAUUGUUCACGUUACUGCUUACAGCAUAUUUAUUUCACCUUUCGUCCCAGAAGGGCUUCUAGGGCUCAACGAUUCCCAACUCUUUCCCAUAAGAUAAGCCAUUUUCUGACUUCUCAUCAUUUCCCAUUCGGAAAUCGAAACCCAUGAAGAUUAAACCCGCUGACUUCGCUGCUCAAGCUUUUAAACCUGCAUGAAUUAACUGGAGGUCCAACCAUAGGCUUCUUGUUCCAUGGGCCAACUUGAGCAUGAUUAUUGUUUGGAAAAGAAGAAUAGAAUAGGAGAGAACACCAUCCCUCAUCUUGAAAGCUAAAUCUUAAACGAGAGUGGCCCACCCGCCAUUACCGAAAGGCAGGUCUUUUCACUCGUCGCUGAUGAUUCUCCUUCACUGUGCAGUUGAGCUUGAAGGUGGCCGAUCAAAUGCUGCGGCUCGGUUGGGAGGGGGAGGGGCUUUAUCCGCUCAUGAAGUGA
This is a messenger RNA of Spirodela intermedia, 36862 nucleotides long. The record is from the annotation of a GenBank genome assembly. Lineage: Eukaryota; Viridiplantae; Streptophyta; Magnoliopsida; Alismatales; Araceae.